Talaromyces proteolyticus is the source of this 921-nucleotide messenger RNA. RefSeq lists its product as uncharacterized. NCBI's taxonomy places the organism in Eukaryota, Fungi, Ascomycota, Eurotiomycetes, Eurotiales, Trichocomaceae. The record is from RefSeq and is a predicted model, not a curated record. The coding region runs from base 1 to 921 and encodes 306 amino acids. The transcript has a single exon.
AUGCUAGUUCUUGUAGUCGGCGCGUCUGGCAACAUUGGCCAGUGGCUCAUCGACAGCCUCGCAUCCCGAGGCCACCGCAUCCGUAUCCUCGCCCGCAAUCCCUCACGGAUCAACAGCGCCCGACUCAAACACGUCGAAAGCACUGUUCAAAGCACCAGCUACUACGACAUCGAAGCUCUCGACCGAGCCUGUGCCGGAGUCGACGCAAUAAUCAACGCGUACAGUGGAAUCCCCGAGCUGCAACUUGAAGGACAACUUCUCCUAAUUCGUGCCGCCGAGAGAGCAGGUGUGAAACGCUUCGUUGCGGCGGCCUGGAACUAUGACUGGAGCGAGAUGCCGCUGGGUAUGCAUGAGAGCUAUGACGCGUACAUUGCGCUUUGUAACCACGCCGAUAUGACAUCGAGCAUCAAGCCCAUUUAUAUCCUCAGCGGUGUUUUAGCAGAAACUUUCUUUGCUGUGCCUGGUCACGGUGACUUUUCGCCUAAGAAUAACGGGUGUUGGGACCCGGAAGCGAAGAGGUUGGAGAUCUGGGGAACGGGGGACGAGCCAUGGCACUGGACGACGGAGAAAGACGCAGCGGAAUUCGCUGUUCACAUUGUUGAGCGAAACGAUGCAGCGGAUGGAGGUUUCUGGAGAGUUUGUUCUGGGGUCAACACGUUGAGGGAGAUUGCUGUGACUUAUGAGAAGGUCAAGAAAUGUAAAGUCGAUGUCGAGGUUAUGGGCACAGUAUCGGACUUGCGAAAGAAUGCUUUAGAGGCUAGACGACAGGGUUCUAGGAAGAAUUUCUGGUCUUACAUCGGUUGGUUCUACCAACUUUAUACAAUUGACGGGACGUGGACUUUGAAAACACUGGAUAAUAAUAAGUUGGAUGUGAAGACUACUAGUUUGGAGGAUUUCCUGCGGGACAAUACCUCAGUUUGA